Messenger RNA from Penicillium samsonianum, 1626 nucleotides. RefSeq lists its product as uncharacterized. Bases 1 to 1626 code for a protein of 541 amino acids. Lineage: Eukaryota; Fungi; Ascomycota; Eurotiomycetes; Eurotiales; Aspergillaceae. The record is from RefSeq and is a predicted model, not a curated record. The transcript is spliced from 2 exons.
AUGGAUGGUUUAUCCUCGGCGGCAAGCGUUAUCGCCGUCAUUCAGCUAACGGGAACUCUCGUGAAGCUUUGUGGGGGCUACAUUCAAGAGGUGAAAGAUGCACGAGACGAAAUUUUAACCCUGCAGCGGGCGAUUGCAGGCCUUCAAGGGACACUCCAAGACCUGCAGAGAUUUCUUCAAAGUAACCACGGAAAGGCCCUACCUACCUCCUCACGACUAGUUAGCAAUUUUACCGAUUGCCUCUCCGACAUCCGAGCCUUAGAAGCGAGACUUGAUCCAGGAAAAGGAAAGAAGCUGAUGAGAAAAGUGGGAUUACGAGCCUUAAAGUGGCCCCUGAAACGCACAGAGGUGGAGAGCGUUAUUCACAAUCUCGAGAGAUAUAAAUCUUCAUUCCUCUUGUCUUUGCAGGUGGAUCAGAGCUCUCUGAUGGUCGGCGUGGUCGACAAUACCGAUCGUAUUAAUCAAUAUAUGGAUCUUGGGAAGUUGGAAGGCGCACCGGAGGCAGUGUUUGGGUCAUUCUCCGAUCGAGACGAAGUCCAAUGUCUCCAAGGUACUAGGACCGAGCUCCUCCAGCAGAUAAUGGGAUGGUCUAUGUCACCGUCCCAAAAAAGCAUUUUCUGGUUGAAGGGAAUGGCUGGGACAGGAAAAUCCACAAUAUCUCGGACUGUGGCAAGGUCGCUCAAGGACGCCAACCAGCUAGGUGCCAGCUUCUUCUUUAAGCGGGGCGAAGGGGACCGAGGGAACGCGAAGAGGUUUUUCCCGACAUUAACAAGGCAACUGAUGCUCAAAAUCUCUGGUAUGAGGCCCGGCGUGCAAAAGGCACUCGACCAUGACCCUGACAUUGCGUCAAAAUCGCCUAGGGAGCAGUUUGAGAAACUACUCCUUCAACCGCUGCUCAAUGUUGACCAACUUGGCCCGCAACCUCAAACCGCUGUGAUGGUGAUCGACGCUUUGGACGAAUGUGAACAUGAUGAAGAUGUCCGAAACAUAAUUCAAUUACUACCUCUUCUACAGCAAGCCAAAGCGGUUCGCCUUCGGAUCUUCUUGACUAGCAGGCCUGAACUUCCAAUCAGCCUCGGCUUUUCAGAGAUCGCGGAUCAUGAAUAUCAGGAUCUAGCUCUUCAUGAGAUUCCCGAAGAAGUGACAGAAUAUGACAUACGCUUAUUCCUACAGGACCGAUUUACGAAGAUCAAACGCGACAGGUGCAUUGCCCCUGGCUGGCCUGGCGAUGACGUCAUCCAUGAAUUGGUCACGAUGUCCGUUCCACUUUUUAUUGCGGCUGCCACUGUGUGCCGGUACAUCGAAAACUCAAAAUGGGAGCCCAAAUCGCGCCUCGCGGAGCUUCUGAGUGACCAAGCUAAAUAUACAUCAAAAUUGGAUAAGACAUACCUGCCAAUUCUGACGCGCCUACUGAACGAUCAAGAGAUUGAUGAGCCGGAGCAGCAGCAGCUCCUGCAAGAGUUCCAGCAAAUAAUCGGUGUCAUCAUCCUUCUUGCUGUUCCGCUUUCUAUAAAUACGCUAUCGCUGUUUCUUGGGAUAGAAGCAGACCAGAUCAGUUUCAGAUUAGAUUUAUUCCGAUCAGUUCUAAGCAUUCCUAGUGACCGAGAUCAGCCUGUUAGGCAGUAG